This is a messenger RNA of Dipodomys spectabilis (banner-tailed kangaroo rat), 3485 nucleotides long. It is a transcript of the gene Ski, whose product is annotated as SKI proto-oncogene. The transcript has 7 exons. The coding region runs from base 32 to 2224 and encodes 730 amino acids. NCBI's taxonomy places the organism in Eukaryota, Metazoa, Chordata, Mammalia, Rodentia, Heteromyidae. Gene Ontology annotation, molecular function: RNA polymerase II cis-regulatory region sequence-specific DNA binding; SMAD binding; DNA-binding transcription factor activity, RNA polymerase II-specific. Gene Ontology annotation, cellular component: nucleus. The record is from RefSeq and is a predicted model, not a curated record. Gene Ontology annotation, biological process: negative regulation of BMP signaling pathway.
GCGGGAGCGGCCCGGGGAGCCCGAUCGCGCCAUGGAGGCGGCGGCGGGGGGCCGCGGCGGCUUCCAGCCGCACCCGGGGCUGCAGAAGACGCUGGAGCAGUUCCACCUGAGCUCCAUGAGCUCCCUGGGCGGCCCGGCCGCCUUCUCGGCGCGCUGGGCGCAGGAGGCCUACAAGAAGGAGAGCGCCAAGGAGGCGGGCGCCGCCGCCGCCGCCGCCGCCGUGCCGGCCCCGGUGCCCGCGGCCGCCGAGCCGCCGCCCGUGCUGCACCUGCCCGCCAUCCAGCCCCCGCCGCCCGUGCUGCCCGGGCCCUUCUUCAUGCCGUCCGAUCGCUCCACGGAGCGCUGCGAGACCGUGCUGGAGGGGGAGACCAUCUCGUGCUUCGUGGUGGGCGGCGAGAAGCGCCUGUGCCUGCCGCAGAUCCUCAACUCGGUGUUGCGCGACUUCUCGCUGCAGCAGAUCAACUCCGUGUGCGACGAGCUGCACAUCUACUGCUCGCGCUGCACGGCCGACCAGCUGGAGAUCCUCAAAGUCAUGGGCAUCUUGCCCUUCUCCGCGCCCUCGUGCGGGCUCAUCACCAAGACGGACGCCGAGCGCCUGUGCAACGCGCUGCUCUACGGCGGCGCCUACCCGCCGCCCUGCAAGAAGGAGCUGGCCGCCAGCCUGGCGCUGGGCCUGCAGCUCAGCGAGCGCAGCGUCCGCGUGUACCACGAGUGCUUCGGCAAGUGCAAGGGGCUGCUGGUGCCCGAGCUGUACAGCAGCCCCAGCGCCGCCUGCAUCCAGUGCCUCGACUGCCGCCUCAUGUACCCGCCGCACAAGUUCGUGGUGCACUCGCACAAGGCCCUGGAGAACCGGACCUGCCACUGGGGCUUCGACUCGGCCAACUGGAGGGCCUACAUCCUGCUGAGCCAGGACUACACGGGCAAGGAGGAGCAGGCCCGGCUCGGCCGCUGCCUGGACGACGUGAAGGAGAAGUUCGACUACGCCAACAAGUACAAGCGGCGGGUGCCCCGGGUCUCCGAGCCCCCAGCCCCCAUGAGACCCAAACCCGAUGACUCUUCCCAGUGCCCCGCAUCCUCUGAGAAGGACAAGCAACCCAGCUGGCUGCGGACCUUGGCUGCUUCCUCCAACAAGAGCCUCGGCUGCCCUCACCCUCGCCAGCGCCUCUCUGCUUUCCGACCCUGGUCCCCUGCGGUCUCCACAAGCGAGAAGGAGAUCUCCCCACACCUCCCAGCCCUGAUCCGCGACAGCUUUUACUCCUACAAGAGCUUCGAGACGGCUGUGGCCCCCAACGUGGCCCUUGCCCCGCCAGCCCAGCAGAAGGUGGUGAGCAGCCCGCCAUGCGCCACUGUGGUGUCCCGAGCUCCCGAGCCUCUCCCCACUUGUGUCCAGCCUCGGAAGCGGAAGCUGACUGCAGACACCCCAGGAGCCCCGGAGACGUUGGCGCCCUCAACUGCCACGGAAGAGGACAAGGACUCGGAGGCCGAGGUGGAAGUUGAGAGCAGAGAGGGAUUCACGUCCUCCCUGUCCUCGCUGUCCUCUCCAUCCUUCACCUCGUCCAGUUCUGCCAAGGACCUGAGCUCCCCAGGCACGCACGCCCCACCCGCGGCCGCCCCGGAUGCCGCAGCCCACGCCGACACCCCCAGUGGGCUGGAGGCGGAGCUGGAGCACCUGCGGCAGGCCCUGGAGGGCGGCCUGGACACCAAGGAAGCCAAAGAGAAGUUCCUGCAUGAAGUGGUCAAGAUGCGCGUGAAGCAGGAGGAGAAGCUGAACGCAGCCCUGCAGGCCAAGCGCAGCCUCCACCAGGAGCUGGAGUUUCUGCGUGUGGCCAAGAAGGAGAAGCUGCGGGAAGCCACGGAGGCCAAGCGGAGCCUGAGGAAGGAGAUCGAGCGCCUCCGAGCCGAGAAUGAGAAGAAGAUGAAAGAGGCCAACGAGUCUCGGGUGCGCCUGAAGCGGGAGCUGGAGCAGGCGCGGCAGGCCCGAGUGUGUGACAAGGGCUGCGAGGCCGGCCGUCUGCGCGCCAAGUACUCCGCUCAGAUCGAGGACCUGCAGGCCAAGCUGCAGCACGCAGAGGCCGAUCGGGAACAGCUGCGGGCUGACCUGCUGCGGGAGCGCGAGGCCCGUGAGCACCUGGAGAAGGUGGUGAAGGAGCUGCAGGAGCAGCUGUGGCCUCGGCCGCCACCUGAGCACACCGGCGGCGGGGGCAGCACCGACCUUGAGCCCUAGCCCUGGCGUGGCCGCCCGGCGGCGUGGUCUCCAGCUUGACCCCCAGCUCAGGCCCGGUGGGCGGGCGGCAGCGGGCGGCGCUGCCCAGGCCCAGCCCCGCCCCCGCAGCCACCCAGCACAACGUCUCUACUGUGCCUAUUACCAAACGAGUGUUUGUAACCACACACUUUUGGAAUCCACUGCAAAAUUUUCUACUGGCCAAGUUCAAAUAAGCAAGCUGUGUCCCUAGCUGCAGCCAGUCCACGCCAGCACGGUGGCUUGUGGCUGGAUCUCUGCUUGCCAGAACAUUCUAACAUUUACACUUUUGUUAUAAGCUAUUUAAAACCAAUAAGGAGACUUGAUACUCAGAAAAAUCAACACGUUUUUUAGUGACUAACUUUCAUAGGCUUUGACACGCCACACCGUCUGGAGGCCCGCCCUGGGGCCUGGGAAGCCAUCACCGCUCAUCUGUGCCCGCGGCCGCACAAGGGCAGCAAGGGUUUUCUUCAGAGUUUAUUUUUUCAGCGACAAGGGCCCGGGUCUUCCUGCUCCGCCAGGAAGAGCAGGUCGAGUGCCGCGUGCGAGAUGAGCCGAACACUGCCCGCCUUACCGCCGCCCGCCCCGCUGCCCGGCCGCCGCUCCACGGGCUCCCGGAGGCCGAGCUGCGCAGGAGCCGUGGGGGGGGGGGGGGACAACGGAGACGUCCCGGCGCCCCGUGCCCGCCUCCGCCGCUGGGACCGGCCCGGGAACACGCGCCCCUUGACCCCCGGCUCUCGGCACUUUGGCACACACCGCCCAUUCCCAUCGCCGGGCUGAGGCUGCAGCUUUGGAACAAAUAGCAUUACAUCACUUUUUUUUGUUACUCAUUCAUUUAAACGUAUGUUUAGAACUGCACUUUGUCAAAAACCUUCCCUUCUCUUUUUACUCCCCAGUUAACUGAGGUUUUUACCGAUUUCUAGAGCAGUUCAAACCCUAAGUGCUCGAGUGCUUAGAAAUCCCCUCUGGUGCUUGGUUGAACAAGGGAAUCACAAGAAAACGAACACGCAGAAACUGAACUUGGGGGUCGUUCUGUGCCUUCCAGCGUCUCGUACAGCAAACCUGACUCAUGUCUUUUUACCCCCAAAAAUACCGUCUUCAGUAGCGAUUGAAAUCUGCCACUGUCAGAAUACGUUACUUGCAUUUAUUCCAAAUAGUCUUGUUUACUCUUAACUGUUCAUGCAAAUUGUAUAAGGUUUCUUAUGCCCAAGCUUGAAAAACGAUUUUCCAGUAGACAGGAGGCCGC